This is a messenger RNA of Rubroshorea leprosula, 731 nucleotides long. Lineage: Eukaryota; Viridiplantae; Streptophyta; Magnoliopsida; Malvales; Dipterocarpaceae. The record is from the annotation of a GenBank genome assembly.
GUUAGGGACAAGAAUGAUGAUUCUGAAACAGAUAUUGUUCUGUAAGGCAUAGUAUGAAUGUUUCGUGAAAAUGGAAAUGUUUCAUUGCCCAUUGGGUUUUGCUUGUUUAUUCACUAUUUCGUUAUGUCGUGUACUUGAAUGUCAAUUACCUUUUUCCCUUUUCCAGGUAUGUGUCACAAAUAUGGAGGAUGCUUUUGAACAUUUUGAAGUUGUUCUGAAGCAUGUAAAAGAGCAUACAAGAUAAAGGACUGAUCAAUUGGUUCUGCUAAGUACUAUGCCUAGAUUUCUAGUUGCAGAAGCGGCGCCAGUGGUUCUACGCUUGAAUUUCUCGUUGCUGCUGGAAAAUGUAUAAUAGAUCCAAAUCAAGCUCCAAGAAAGCAAGUAAAACCAAUUGGUGGUCUUCACAUGAUUCUAAAGUUCAGAUUUUUACUCAACGAUGAUGUGCAAGACGGAGUGCUUGGCCAGCCUGGUUUGAAUUUGUAAGCAAGGAAGGAACCUAAAGCCUCAUCGAUGGAAAUUUACUUUUUCUGCUCUUGCCAUUUUGUCGUUAUAGAUUGUUGGAUACCUACACCAACUGAAAAAGUUGGGAACAUCUUUAUUUCUUACGAGUGUUGUAUUAGUCAAUUGAUGCUAAAAAAUACUAAUCUUUUUUUAACUUGUAAGAUAUGUAACAUAUAUCUUUUGUUGGACCACCUUCUUGAACGAGCUAAAAAUGAAAAAUUAAGAACUUA